Phyllostomus discolor (pale spear-nosed bat) is the source of this 1170-nucleotide messenger RNA. RefSeq names its product chromosome 7 C3orf84 homolog (gene CIMIP7). Lineage: Eukaryota; Metazoa; Chordata; Mammalia; Chiroptera; Phyllostomidae. The coding region runs from base 170 to 781 and encodes 203 amino acids. The transcript is spliced from 3 exons. The record is from RefSeq and is a predicted model, not a curated record.
CAACUGUUCUAAUGAUGAAUGGGAGACACCUCUUUGCAGGCCCUUCCCCAGGGGACUCCCCCCCCACCACCUCAGAUUCUAUUUUAUCAGAAACUCCCAGGAGAGGCUUCUAGCCUCUGAGGUCUAGCCACUGAGGUCUAAGAUUUGGGGUUGGGGUUUUGGUACAUUCAUGCUCGUGCCUGCCUUGUUACAGCACAACAGUGGCUUCUAUGGGCACUACAGGGGCCAGUUCAAGAGUGAAAGUGCUCGAGAAUACCGCCUUGCAGCCAAGCCCCAGCCGCCGGCAGUGUUCCUGAAGCGAUGCCAGGAGCCUGCGAAGCAACACUUCUUCUCCAAGCAUGACAACCGCACUUCUUUCGACAGGGGCCCCUUCUGCCUGCUGCAGGGAGUGGGAAGGCGGAAAGACCUGAAUCGCCUGUGGCAGCAACACACCUUUCUGCGCUGGGCACCCUGUGAGCUGGAGUUCUGCCAGCAGCGGCCCCUUGAAUCCUCCUACCAGGCCAACUUCCGGUCUGACCCAGGACUCGGCGACCUCCCUCAGCGUCUUGUGCACUUUGUGCAGCUCAAGCCUCCCCAUGUCAGCACCACCUACCAGCAGAACUUCUGCCAGCCAUCCCCUGGUGACUCUAGUGGCAGCAACAACAUGGGGCCCCAGGCCCCCGUCACCAACACACUGCCUAAACUCCCGGAGAUCCCAAGACCCACGCUGCUGCAGCAUUACCUCCAUGCUGGGGUCUCCGAGUGCCUAAACUGGUCCAGAGCAUUAAACGAGAAUGGCUGACACCGGGGCCUGUCUGUGCUUGCAGCCCUGGAGGGCCUGGAGGCUGAGAGCAACAAGACACUGCCAGGCCCGAUGCCUGGCUCCCACGUGCCUGUGCCCAUGGUACCUGUGUGCCGCGCAGACAAGGUGUGGCUCUGGGAACCCUGCCACCAGGUGAAAAGGGGUAUGGCCUGCAGGAGUCUAAGGGGCAGAUGGGUUACCAUGGCAACAGCAGAUGGGUUCUGGGACCCCAAAUCCAUUCUUGCAGUAAACCCAGCCAUGAGCCCCUUGCACUCAGUGUGACUGCAGGGAGAGCAGUCAGUGGCCCCUAACAGUGGGCAGUAAAUUCUACAAGAGGAGGCAAGGGCUAGCAGCUUUGGUUUCUCUGGGAAGCUGCCGCCUCUAGGUGU